UGAUACCAAUUUAAACAAGAUGGGCUGUACAAUGAGUCAAGAAGAGCGGGAAGCUAUAGCUAGAAGUAAGAAAAUUGAAGAAGGUCUGAGGAACGAAGGAAUUGCAGCAGCUAAAGAUAUUAAAUUACUGCUCCUUGGAGCUGGAGAGAGUGGCAAGUCAACGGUUGUGAAACAAAUGAAAAUUAUUCAUAUGGAAGGUUAUUCCAAAGAAGAGUAUUUACAGUACCGGCCUGUUGUAUACAGCAACACAAUUCAAUCAAUGGUUGCUAUGCUGCGCGCUAUGGAUGCACUUGGAAUCAAAUAUUCGUCUGAGGAACGAUAUCGAGAUGCAGACAAUGUGUUUGAAGUUGUUCAGAAUUUGCGAGAUACCGAGCCUUUUUCUCCUGAAACCCUACAAGCUAUGAGCAUGCUGUGGAAAGAUUCAGGUGUGCAGCGUUGUUUUGCCAGAUCAAAUGAAUAUCAGUUGAAUGACUCAGCUGGGUAUUUUCUGGACGAGUUAAAUAGAAUUGGGGACCAAAACUAUCUGCCAACAGAGCAAGAUGUUUUGCGAACUCGAGUCAAAACCACUGGAAUCGUUGAAACACACUUUGACUACAAAAGCCUCAAUUUCAAAAUUUUUGAUGUUGGCGGGCAAAGAUCGGAACGGAAGAAAUGGAUUCAUUGCUUUGAAGACGUGACUGCAAUUAUAUUUUGUUCCGCGAUGUCAGCUUAUGACCAAGUUUUAUAUGAAGAUGAGACAACUAAUAGAAUGCACGAGAGCAUGAAACUCUUUGACUCCAUUUGCAACAACAAGUGGUUCACAGACACGUCUAUUAUUCUGUUUUUAAACAAGAAGGAUCUCUUCGAAGCUAAAAUACCAAAGUCUCCUUUGACUAUCGCAUUCCCUGAAUACUCUGGACGGAGCAACUUUACCGAAGCCAGUGCCUACAUCCAGACGCAGUUUGAGAGCAUGAACAAAUCCAGAGCCAAGGAGGUUUACUCACACAUGACUUGUGCGACGGAUACCAGCAACGUGCAGUUUGUCUUUGACUCAGUCACUGACGUAAUCAUUGCGAGCAACUUGCGAGGACUAGGAUUGUACUAAAAUAUUCCAGAAAGAAUGCAGACGGCGAAAUGAUGCCUUGAUAAGUUAAUUGUUUAGUUAAUUUCAUCGAAGUUUGAAAAAUAAGUAUGAAGGGAACUCAUAAGAUUGCACUUAGCUGACGCAAACUAUUAUCUUAUUUUUCAUCUUAAAAAGAAGAC
Molecule: messenger RNA, 1242 nt
Organism: Symsagittifera roscoffensis
Lineage: Eukaryota; Metazoa; Xenacoelomorpha; Acoela; Convolutidae
Product: guanine nucleotide-binding protein G(o) subunit alpha-like
Exons: 3
Coding region: 20-1084 (354 amino acids)
Biological process (GO): adenylate cyclase-modulating G protein-coupled receptor signaling pathway
Cellular component (GO): heterotrimeric G-protein complex
Molecular function (GO): G-protein beta/gamma-subunit complex binding; G protein-coupled receptor binding; GTPase activity
Source: RefSeq, a predicted model, not a curated record